Molecule: messenger RNA, 4967 nt
Organism: Strongylocentrotus purpuratus (purple sea urchin)
Lineage: Eukaryota; Metazoa; Echinodermata; Echinoidea; Camarodonta; Strongylocentrotidae
Product: methyltransferase-like protein 7A
Exons: 2
Coding region: 174-929 (251 amino acids)
Molecular function (GO): S-adenosylmethionine-dependent methyltransferase activity
Source: RefSeq, a predicted model, not a curated record
CUGGUAUGUGUUGUAUCUUGUUUUUAUUGAGAAUGAAAUAAAAACUAAACGCAGACAAUGCAGAAGUGCAUGGAACAACAAUUACACUAGCGUUGUGGGCGUGGACUGGGCUGGGCUAGCGUCUCGAUCUCCCACUACACUAUGAUCUCUACGGAAAAACUAGCAUCAGCAACAUGGCGGUCGUCGAUGCCAAAAUGUCCGACUAUUUCCAGCGUUAUAUCGUCCCCCUGGCUGGAGUAUUCAUUGUCUUGAGGAUUCUGCAUUAUGUCCUCUCGAAGCUCCAUCCUAUUGUGUUUGCUAAAAUUUGCCCGAUAGUGAGUAGAAAGCACCAUCUGGAAAUCAAAGAGCACAAAGACAAACUCUUCUCCGACUUGGCAGCCACGCGCAAGGACAGCAACCAGCGGUUUUUCGCCUUGGAGAUCGGCUGCGGACCCGGGGCCAAUUUCGCCUUGUAUCCAGCUAAUACAUCCCUUCUUGUCGUCGAGCCGAACUCAAGAUUCGAGGAGAGUGCCGUCAAGAAUGCUGCCAAACAUCCAUCACUGGAGAUUUCAAAGUUCUUGGCCAUGGGAGCCGAAGACUUAAAAGGGCAUGUCGAGGAUUCAAGUCAGGAUGCCGUCGUUAGUACUCUCACAAUGUGUUCGGUAGAUGACAUUGAUGCUGUGGUCAGCGAGAUCCACCGAAUUCUCAAACCCGGAGGACGAUUCUACUUCGUGGAGCACACAGAGACGCACAACAAGAACAGCUGGACGCACUUCAUGCAGAGGAUGAUGGUCCCGGUAGUCUUCACCCUCGCCCAUUGCCAAAUCAAUAACACCUUCUAUGUUUCCGUAGACCGGGCCGGGUUUAGCAAGGUUCAAUACACCAAGAUGGACAUAGCCAAGUGUCCACGUUUGUUCAGGUCCCAUGUGCUUGGAUUCGCAGUGAAGUAGUCCUGAUUACAUUUGCAUAGUCUUGGGAAUACUGAGUACCGGUAGUUAGAGGUUUAGUGUACCGUACGCAGUUUAUAGUGACACUUUCUCUUCCAUUCCUGGUUUAAUUUUGUUCUUCACAUUCAGUAUAGUAGAUUGUAGUGAUGCUAGACCAGGUACAGAAAAAAGAAAGAAGAUUGCUGUUUUCACCAAAAUGGAAUGAACUUGAAUUUUUAUUACAUUGAGUUAAUUUCUUUAAAUAUUUUCAUUCUGCAUUAAACCAUAAGUGACUAAAACUCUACAAUAAGUAUAUACAGUAACAAAUAAUAAGUAUAUUCAUAAUGUGGAUGAGCUUUCCUCACACUUCAAAAUAUACAUGAACAUGUGUAGCACUAACCCGAAUUAUGGUAAAUGUCUGAAGUAGUCGGGUUGUCAUAUAAAGACCCUAUCCGAUGAAAAUACAACUUUAUAUGUUAUCAAUGGAAAGCUGAAUGAACAAAAGCAAAUCAAAACCUCAUUUUCCGCACCCCUCCAAAUUACAGGUCAAAAGGGGUCAAAUUGACUGCAGUUAUACUGUGACAUCAGAAAAUGUGUGGAUGCAAUUGGCUCGCCUAUAUACUGUACAUAUAGCUGGGGUGAUGAGACGUGUUUAAGUGUUUUAUUAACGCAAAGUCAUUGAGGUUAUGUGUACUCCACAUAAGAUGAUGUCAUUAAGUUGAUAGGGAGUUUUAAGUUUGACAACUUCCGAUUGUCAAAUCUUUUGAUUUCUAUUUUUCAGAGAGCUGUUACUCCUCUGACAGACUAAAAUAGCAUAUAGUCAAUAAUCUAUGGCUUCUGAGCUUUCCGUUGAUAUAUAAUCUCAACUUUUGAAUUUUUCACUACCGACGGGGUCUUUAAUGCCUUGUUGAUAUGAUACAGUACAGCUUGAGUCUUUCAAACAGCUCUAAACAGGAUAAUCUCUUUUUUUUUAAUAGUAGGUAGUCUUUAUGACAACUCUGUGAUUGUUUUAAAUUCCACCCCUUUUUUGUUAUACAUUCCAUUGUAGCUAUUGCCAUUGAUAUUUUGUUUGAAUACACAAUUUUUUUCUUCAUUGCAUUAUGUAUAUUGAAUUCCAUUGAAGUGCCAUAUAACGUCACUUUGUUUUCAUCAAGUAGUGUUUGUAGUUAAUGUUGCCAACUAGGAAAUAGGAAUUAUAGUUUUUUAAUGGGAGGGUGGGGAUACAGAUCAUGUUGUAUUUGAAAGUGAGAAAUCGUUAUUUUCGAACAAAAAAUGCUGCCUGAUGUGUAGAUGAAACAUUUUGUACCUCGGAUGAACAUUUAGUAUUUUUAAUGCCAUGUAGUUUCUGUUACACAGAUCAAUUACAUUUCAUUCCUUAAGACGUGGUGGUCUCAAUUCAUUGUCUCAGGUCUAACACACUAUCAUGAUUUGUUAUCGGAGUCGAAAAGGACCCUCCUUUUGCAUACUUGUAAGAACAUUUUCACCCACAAAAUAUGACACUCUCAUGCGUACUAAAAGCUUGUACAAUAUGGGCUGUAAAUAUAAACCGAUUUUGGCCGACUGAGUACGCAAUCACAAAAGUCCCCCUAUUUUCACAAAUACUGUACAAAGCCAUCAGCAUGUUAGCAAAAUUCAGGAAAAUAUUAUAAGUUCUUUUGAAUGCAAUUCCUUGCUCUUUCAAAAUGAUGUGCAUGUACCCACCUCUUUUAUACGAUCUAUCAUACAUGCACAGAAGGAAUAUGAAGUGAUACCAUUGGGCAUUAAGGUUGUAUUUCAUGGUACAUCCAUGUAUCGUCCUUGUUUUCAUGAAGUGGCGGUAGUGAAGAAAAUCGUAACGCAAAGUGAAUGCAAUUUUUUUUCACUACCGUCACUUCGUGAAAACAGCGACGGUAUGUUCUGUGUACAGUCGAAUAUGUAUUAGAGGUCUAUGCUUAUGCAUUUUUAAUCUGAUGUAUAAUGUACAGGUACUACGUUAGUAUCCAUUUACGGUACAAAUUAUACAGAGAUCUUUUAAACAAUACCAGCUACAUUUGUUUUCUAUUCUCAUAUUUCAUACAUUUUCCCAGGGAGAGAUUAUUGAUGUGUGCCUUUUACAUAUAGUUCUACUACACUCUACAUUUUAUGUGAAAGAACAGUAGCAAGCAAAAUGUGUUUCCAACUGUUUUUUUGGUACCAUAUUUCAUUUGAAACUGGCAAGUUUGCAGCGGGCAUCAUGGGUAGGUCGUGGAGUGUAGAAAAAUAUACAUAAAUGGAAUACUAGUAGUAAGUUGGAUGGUGUACAGUUCAUUGUCAUUCUUUCAACAAGGAUUUAGACUACUGUAAAUGAUGAUAGAAAACUUUAGUGCAAUUUGUUGUUGUUGAAGGUGGUAUUUAAUUGUCCAUGUGCAGAAUAUGAAACAGUACAAGUCACUCAUUCAGAAUUUGUAUAUUUACUCUUCUUACUCAAAUGACCUAACUUUGCAAACAUGAUUAUUCCAUUCAAGAAGCUGUAACUUUGAUUUAAAGAGAGAAAUGCAAUUGCAUGUACCGGGUAUGCAUACUAUCAUUUACAUUUUAAAAUAUUUUUACAGCUCCCCAUAUAAAGCACCUGCAUUUUUUUUUCACUGCUAGUGGUUUGGUUAAAAGAAUCCAUUGUUACAAUUUAAAUUUGCAUACCUUUAAUUUGUCCUAGAGCUGUUUUCCACAUAAUUGCAGGUGACAAUGAUUGUUUUGGUUUGUUCAUUUCAUUUGCUUCACCGAUCAAGUGCUUAAAUGUAACCUUACGCUGCACUCUACAUGUACGAGAAUGCGUUGUUUGUGAAUAGUCGGAUGCAUGACUUACUAUCAGUCUUCCAAAUUAUUUACUCUAAUCUCACAAAACAUCAACAGAAUGGUGCAGUAUAUUAUUAAUGCAAAAUAUACGAAAAUUGUAAGGGGAACAGCAAAUCAUGAGGCCAGAUAACAACUUGGAUUGGAUUUACAAUCAUGAUAUUAGAGAAGGGGACAGGGAUAACAAACUCCUCAAAAAGGUUCUACCUUUCAAGUUUAAGUGUUGAUAUCUCUCUUUAAAUAGCACUGUCAUCAUCGAAAAGCCCGUUUAUUCACAUUUUCAGGUGCACUGCACAUUCCAUGAUUACAUAAUCAUGACAAAUUGGGCAUCAUUGUAAAGGCGAAUAAACAGGAUUUUCAACGAUACCAAUGUCAAAUAUAGUAAUAUAGUAACAAAAUAUACAUGUAUUAAUACUCAAACUUGAAUUGUAGAAAUGCUUAAUGACCUUUAAUAACCUUUCCGGGUAUGCUGAUGAGUUCUUCUCCCCUCUAAAUUAUUUUGCUUUGAUAAGCAUUUUAUUUUUAAUUGCUUGUUUGCAUAAUUUUAGUAUGACUGAAAUAUUUAUGUUAAAACAUUUUGUAAGCGCAAUAUAUGUUAAAAAGAGAAAAUAUAGUUUCAAGAUGAUUCAAGUCCCUGCAUGAAUCAGGUAGCUAUUGAUUUAUAACCAAAGAUUACAAAUACUUAUGUGAUUGUGUAAUUUUAUGUAGUCUUUGUAUCUGUACAUGUAUAGUUGGUUAUAAGUGUUUUACAAAUUGUGAAAGUAUAUUCAAUGCACAAUGAUUACAAAUCAAGUUUGAAAACAAGUAGUUAUGAUAUCUCUUCUUAUGUUAAUAUUUUGCCUGUUAUUUGUUUUAGUUUUUCAGUUGAAUAUCAACUCACUUAUGACCCACCCCUAUUGACAUUUAGAAAAGAAGUUUGUGAAAUAUUGGGUCCAUGUGUGCCAUAGCCUUCUUUUACUGUAUAUUACAUGUAUAACCCUGAAAUAUGAGUACAUGGCCUUACUACCGUGUAAUGUAAAUGUUUUCUCCUGAAUAACAUUCAUGUAUAAACAGCAGAUAGCUAGAUAUAGAUAAAAUAUAGUACAUGUAUUCAUUUGUUCUCUCCAUGUUAAAGCUAGAAAGCAAGACCAAAGCUAAGUGUUAUUCAUCGAUAGUCUGUAGAUGUAGUCCCUGUGAGUUUUCUUUGUAUUUGUAACUUGUAAAAUCAUGUUUUAAUUUUUCUAUCAAUAAAAUUGUUAAAAGUGAUGCAAACAA